UUGCACAAAACCAAAGAGAAUUGUUUGCGAAUAGUUAGUCGGGCCCGCUUCGCGAAACCGCCAACAGUUGUCAAGAAAUCCGCCACAUUUCAGUUAACAUCGAUAGAAAACUCAACGUUUGCCACUCAAUUGAUAAACAGCAAAGCUGCUAGUCACAACCUUGAAUUACACGGAAAAUAAGAUAAUCGAACGAAUAGUGACAUUUUGUUUUUUUAAAUUCAUGAUUUAUAAGGCAUGCUUUAAAAAUGUGAUUUUUAGUUGAUUACAACAAAUCAAAAUAGUUUCAAGAAGUUGUGAAAAUAAGUAAUUAGAAUCGGUGUAUCCCAUGCAACUAUUAUUGAACUGUGUGUUUCGCGUGACAUUCAGGGUGAAAUGUUAACAUUACGACCUAUGAACAUUGCUUUGCCGCUCGCAGUAGUUAUCGCAUUUAUGACGUUUCGAAUAAUGUAGAAUUUUUGAUAAUAAAUUAAUUGACUAAAAUAACACCAAUGCCGUCUGGCAAAUAGAGAAGUUGCCUUGACAUGCAUCAACCUUAAGUUCAUAGAGGCGUUUAUUGUUAAGGAAACCAAAAUCGCUUGGCAUACAUAAAUAAAUCCUUACUCAACAACGAUUGACAUUCCAAAACAGAGAUCUAGUUGGUGCUUUGAAUCCUAUUAAGGAGGGCAAUCUAUAGAUCCACAAACCAAUUUAUAAAGGAAAAUAAUUGAAAUAAUUUUAGAACGGCAGAUAGAUAACUAUGCCUAGUUUCUAAAAAGAAAUUUUGUUGCUUUCAAAAAAAGAUCCGGAACCAUGGAGGAGAAACCAUCUACACCACAAGAUUCUUCAAAGACAACUGUCAACAAUGACUCCACGACUCGUAAGAAGCCAAGGCGAAAAGACAAAAGCGAUUUGGGAGCAGAUUUUAUAGCACCUGAUGGCGGUUGGGGUUGGAUCGUCUGUAUAGCUGCUGGAUUCAGCAACUUUUCACUCUUCCCACCUCUUCAACAAUAUGGACUAAUCUAUAGGCAGCGUAUGGAGAAAUUUGGAUUCAAUGGCAAACAAAUCACAUCAAUAUUGAAUGUUGAAAUGGCUUUGUCGUCCUUAGUGGGUCUUGUGAAUGGUGCCGUGUUUCGUAGAUUCACAUUCAGACAAGUGGGCGCAUUCGGAAGUCUAUUGGCGUUUACCGGUGUUUUAUUAUCGGCAUUUAGUGAAUCAUUUGUCCAGUACUUGAUAGUUUUCUCAGCAAUUUAUGGCGUCGGAGUCGGACUUUGUAUGUCAGCCAGUUCUUUGGCUAUCAACACAUAUUUUAAGAACAAGCGCAGAAAGGCUACUGGAUACGCAUGGACCCUUACUGGCUUGGGACCCAUCAUAUUUCCCCACAUUUCGUUGUUGUUAUUGGCUCAUUAUGGGCCUCAGGGCUCUAUAUUGGUGUAUGCAGCUCUAACUCUAAAUUCCUUUCUAUGCUCAUUGACUUUACAGCCGGUACUGUGGCAUUCUCCCAAGCCAAAAAUAGAGAAGUCAGCUGGGGAAAAGACAGUCAAAAUUGACAUGGAUUCCAAUCAAAUUCAAAAUAAUUAUAAAUGCACAUUCUGUCAAUAUCAGAAGAAACGCAAACGCAGCAUUUUUACUUCACAGUAUGUCUUCAAUGAAGAUGACCCAGAUAGGCCAGGAUUUGAAAUUAUGGAACCUGGAACGCCUAUGAUGGCCCGUGCCAACGACGGCUGGUACGGCUCCAAACUGUCAUUGGCCGAAAAGAGUGCGCGCUACAGACCGCCACGCAUUAGGCGGCAUACUACUCGACAAAUCAGUUGUGAGUAUGGCUAUGAUCAGGAGGACAUGGGUGAGAGCUCUCUGUCCAAGCCGAAUUACUUUAAUCUUGAAAGAGACGAGUUGGAACGUUAUACCAGCAAAGUAAGUGUCAAUUCAAAAACAGGUGCUGCAAGUGAAUUUCAAUGCACUUGUGCCGAAGAAAAGCUGCUGAUGCAGACCAACAACCAGGAGCUAGUGACAAGCAAUACACCUUCACAGGAGGAUGAACUGACACGUGAGCAAAUGACAUUUUGGCAAAAAGUUGUGAUGUUCUUCGAUUUGGAUCUUCUCAAGGAUUUUACAUUUGUGAAUUUGGCUGUUGGUGUCAGCAUUAUGACUUUUGGAGAAAUCAAUUUCUCCAUCUUAACUCCAUUCAUACUGAAUAGCUUUGGCUACAGUGACACUCAGAUAUCCAGAGCAAUGUCCUUAUUGGCAGGCGUCGAUAUCACAGUACGCUUCUUGGGACCAUUUGUUUUGGAAAAAGUCAAACUACCAAAUCAGGUUUUGUUUGGGUUUGGCAUCAUCAUCAUAUCCAUGGGACGUUUAAUUGUCUCGAUGACUGAUUCUUACCACAUUGCUCUGAUGGCCUUUGUGUUAAUCGGUUUUGGCAAAGGAUUUCGGACUAUUUUCCAACCACUGAUUAUACCAAGUCAUGUGCCCUUAAAACGUUUGCCAGCUGCCUCGGGAUUGCAACUUAUAUCCCAUUCGAUUACAUAUUUCCUCCUAGGUCCGUUGCUAGGCUUAAUAACCGAUAAUUUUGGAUACGUUUUCACCAUACACAGCAUCAAUGUCUUAGCCUGUAUGGCUUUAAUAUUUUGGGUAGUUGAGGCGAUGCUGAGAAGGAGACUUCACAACCGAUCCAAUUGAUCUAAAUGCUAUAUAGAUAUACUAAAUAAGCAAUACUUUUUGUAUUUGUUUCUACAAAUAAGGAUCAAAAAUGUUGAAUCAACUAUGACAGUACUGGCAUUGAUAUUUUGAACAAAAUGUCCUUGUAUUUUAGGUGAAGCAUGAAAUGACACUCAAACAAG
Molecule: messenger RNA, 2816 nt
Organism: Stomoxys calcitrans (stable fly)
Lineage: Eukaryota; Metazoa; Arthropoda; Insecta; Diptera; Muscidae
Exons: 5
Coding region: 790-2655 (621 amino acids)
Biological process (GO): transmembrane transport; monocarboxylic acid transport
Molecular function (GO): monocarboxylic acid transmembrane transporter activity
Source: RefSeq, a predicted model, not a curated record